This is a messenger RNA of Paramecium tetraurelia, 369 nucleotides long. RefSeq lists its product as uncharacterized. The transcript has a single exon. The record is from RefSeq and is a predicted model, not a curated record. Gene Ontology annotation, biological process: signal transduction. Gene Ontology annotation, cellular component: cytoplasm. NCBI's taxonomy places the organism in Eukaryota, Ciliophora, Oligohymenophorea, Peniculida, Parameciidae.
AUGAGCACCAGAGACGAAUUGCUUUAUAUGGCUAGACUCACAGAGUAAACUGAGAGAUUCGAGGACAUGGUUAACUACAUCAAACAAUUAGUUAGUGUAGGACAAGAAUUGUCAGUAGAAGAGAGAAACUUGCUCUCUGUUGCUUACAAAAACAGCAUUGGAGGAAGAAGAACAGCUUGGAGAGUCCUUUCUAGCAUUGAGAACAAGGAAGAAGGAAAGGUAUAGAAAUCUCACAUUUUAUUAAUUCAAAAACUUGUCCCUUAUAUUAAUUCAUCUUUAUUUGAUUAUUUUAGGCUCAAACCAAUCCAGCAAGUCAAAGAAACCUCACCUUAAUUAGAUCUUAUAAGAAAAAAAUUGAAUAAGAAUUGA